GCAGCGAGCACCCUUUGCGCGACGACACUCCACCGCGUAAUUCCAACCCGACGACACUCGAAGCGACGAAACGCUGCCCCGAGAAGCAUCAUUUACGGACCCCGGAGCCGCAACGGACGACAACCGACACCGCUGUCGCGCGACGGAGAGCCUCGGGGCGAUUUUGCAGCAAUUGACGCGUCUUGGAUUUCGUCCAAGUGAGGGGCGCCACGGGCUGAGGAAAAAAAGGACGUACCUCGUCCAUGGGGGGCCCGGUCAACAAGCCUUUUGCGACGCGACAGCCUUCCCCUCCCACUCGGCGUUACUGGCCGGCGGUUACAACAUCAACCGUCGAAACUUGCCCGGCUACGCGGCAGCCACCAUCCCGACACCCCGAGAAUCGUCCCCUACCCGAAACCGAAUCGAUGUGUUUGCGCCUGAUGACCCGCCUUCCAUGACGACCUACAUACGUGCACGCCAGCCGCUAGAGGAUUUGAGCAUGAGCAAUCAGCCGGAGAGACGGUACAGCAAGCGCCUUGCGGCAGAUGCCGCAGUCUACGACGAGCAGGAUGGCGACUUUCUAUUCACCAGAGGCACGAAGCGCGCCAGGACGUCCUUGGCAUCGACCUCGGAACCGAGCCCGGCACCUGCACCCGCACCCGUGAGGAGGGCUGCGGGGCGGCCGAAGGCGGCGGCCGGCGGCCGGAAACGCGCGCCGUCACCACCGAGGCAGCAGCCCAUACACGAGGAGGAGACCCCUCCGCCCGCGCCAGCAGUGAGGAAACCGACCAGGCGAAAGCAAGCCGUCGCGUCACCUGUGCCAGAGGAACCGGAGCCACCACAGCUGGUCAUUCCAAAGACGCGAGGCACUAGGCAGGCAGCGGCAGCAGCAGCACCACCAAAGGCAGCGACAAAAGCAACGACAAGAACGACAAAGACGGCGACGGCUGUGCCGGUAGCAAAUGGGAGGAGAACGCGGUCGUCGAUGGAUAUGGAGGACGACGGUAUCGAUCCCGUCGCAGCCGCUCCACCCCCAAAACCAAGUCGAGGGAGACCGGCCAAGAAACGAGCGGCGCCAGAACCUGUGCAGCAGAGGCAGUUGGAGCCCGUGGCCACGCCUCGGGCGCAGAUGGACGCUGCAGGCCCGGAUAAUCCUGACGACGACCCCGACGGAGGAGGCGGCAGCAGUGUGGAUGGCGGCAGGAAGAUUGCCCUACCGUUCAGCGACACGCCCAUCAUGGACCGCAAUAAAGAGUUGCGGAAGAAGGGUGCGGCGAGCGGACGGCGGAGCAGUCUGGGGAUGCGGGGGCGGCGGGCAAGCUCUCUCAUCGAGAACGGCCACAGCGCGAUCCCGCACCGCGAAGUCGACCCGGCCGACUUCUACAAGCACAUUGCUGAGGGCUUGAUGGAGCCGCGCCGUAUGAAGCAGCUGCUCACGUGGUGCGGUGAGCGCGCAUUGCUGGAGAGGCCACCACAUGGCUCUGUUAAUUCUAAUGAAAUUUUGGGGGCACGGGCAAUACAAGACCAACUGCUCAAAGACUUUGGGAACAAGUCGGAAUUCUCGGACUGGUUCAAUCGAGAAGACCAGCCAACCGUGCCCGAGGUCAAAAGGCCAGUGGUGGUGAAGCCGAACCCAGUCAAUAUCGAGAACGAAAAGAAGAUCUAUGAUCUCGAAGCCAGCAUCAAGCAACUAAAACAAGAAAGAAAAAAGUGGCUGGCACUAGAGAAACCGCCACCAGAAUUUCCGUCACUAUUCGAGGGGGAGGACCCAACAAAGGCGCCCCUCCCGGACGAGUCGAUGCUCGACCCGGAAGAAGCGAGGAUGCUGCAGUCGCUGACGGACCCGGCGUUCGCCUUCUCGACCUUCAGGGGCAAGACUCAAUCGAGGCUGCGGAGCCUGCAGUCGUCGCUGGAAUUCGACAUCGACCAGCUGGUGGACGGCGUGCACAAGCUGGGCCAGCGCGUCGAGGUCGCUGGGCGGCAGGCGGACAGGGUACUGGCUCUGAGCGCGGACCGGCUCAAGGAGCGCGACGAGAGGGAAAAGGCGGCGGCAGGAACCAGGAAUCUUCCCGUCAUGGAGGUCCUCCGCAGCCUGAGCAGGAUAUUACCCGAAGACGAAGGCUGAGCACGCAGCUGAGGAUCGGGCAGGCAUGUCUUUUGUCGACUUUUCUUUUCUCGGUCUCCUCACGUCACCACCGCUCCCAUCACCCUUUCUUACCUUAUACCCAUCAUCUACUCCCUUUCGUAUCUUUCUUCCACGUUUGGGUUGUUCACGACAUGACGAAACGAGAUGAGCGUUCUGUUUCACCCCUUUUUCAUUUUUUUUUUUCAUGGUAGGAGUCGUGACUUAGGGUCUUUUCUACUUCACGUUCCUUUGGCAAGGCGUCUUGGAGAGGUUUCUAGGAACAUCGGCGGCGGUGAUACCCCCUGCCCUAGUCUGUCGAUGGAGGUCUUUUCUGCUUUUAUCUGGGAAAGGCGGGUGGGUCUUGGCUUUCAGCAGAAUUGGCUAAUCGCCCGGUGCCCCAGGGGAGGGGAAGAACUACCUACCCGGCGAGGGCUCGGUUUUUUCUUUUUUUUUUCUCACGCGGGUGACGUUUCACCCGAUUUACUUUGUUCCCUGGCAACUCUGUCGCGCGGGCUGCUUUCUUGUACAUAACACGCCGCGCCGGGCGAGGGCUCUUUCGCCCUGGACCCUGAAACCACCCAGGAGUAACACCUGACGGUUGGUUCUUGAUUCAUUAACUGUGACAAAACGUGCAGUUUGCCGUGCCGGACUAGGAGAGUUGGGGAGAUGGACAAACCGCACCUCUGGUAGUACAG
Messenger RNA from Gaeumannomyces tritici R3-111a-1, 2799 nucleotides. RefSeq lists its product as hypothetical. Gene Ontology annotation, biological process: cell division; mitotic sister chromatid segregation. The transcript has 4 exons. Gene Ontology annotation, cellular component: MIS12/MIND type complex. The record is from RefSeq and is a predicted model, not a curated record. NCBI's taxonomy places the organism in Eukaryota, Fungi, Ascomycota, Sordariomycetes, Magnaporthales, Magnaporthaceae. The coding region runs from base 434 to 2104 and encodes 556 amino acids.